AUGUCUACACAUUCCUUGUUGUGUGAGAGAAUUGCUGUUGCCAAGGAGCUAAUAAAAAGAGCAGAAGCCCUCUCCAGGUCCCAGAAAGGUGGCAUAGAAGGCGGAGCAAAGCUGUGCAGCAAAUUAAAAGCCGAGUUAAAAUUCUUGCACAAAGUGGAGGCUGGUAAGGUGUCUGUCAAAGAGUCCCAUCUACAGAGUACAAAUCUCACUCACCUGCAAGCCGUCCUAGAGUCAGCGGAGAACCUGGAGGCUGUUGUGGGCAUCCUUCACGUCUUCUCCUACCAGGACAGCUCUGGUGAAAAGCAAAGCUUGGUGGUGGAUGUGGUUGCAAACAACGGCCACACCUGGGUGAAGGCAGUUGGCCGAAAAGCCGAAGCCUUGCACAACGUCUGGUUGGGUAGAGGCCAGUAUGGGGACAAGAGUAUCAUUGAGCAGGCAGAAGACUUCCUGCAAGCGAGUCACCAGCAGCCUGUACAGUACAGCAACCCACACAUUAUCUUUGCUUUCUACAAUGGGGUGUCCUGCCCUAUGGCAGAGAGGCUUAAAGAGAUGGGAAUAUCCGUGCGAGGGGACAUAGUUGCUGUGAACACGUUGAUGGAGCCUGCUGACAAAGACCUCCAGUUAAGCUCUGGCGAAUCUGAUGAAGAAACCGGCGCACACUUGCAUGUGACUAAAGUGGAUCGGGGCCGUCUGAUCGCCAGUGUGGCUUUUCCUACCGAAAUCAGGGUAGACUUGUGCAAUAGAGUUAACUUGGAUAUUACUACUUUGAUUACGUACGUCUCUGCCCUUAGCUACGGAGGCUGUAACUUCAUCUUCAAGGAGAAAGUCUUAACGGAGCAGGCCGUGCAGGAGAGAGAGGAACGCGUCCUCCCAUCCCUGGAGGAAUUCAUGAAGGGCAAGGAGCUGUUUGCUUGUGAAUCUGCAGUCAAAGACUUCCAGGUCAUUUUAGAAACUUUAGGAGGGCCCGGGGAGAAAAACAGGGCCGCGUCACUCCUGGAAAGGAUCAACGUGGUACCAGAUCAACCCUCCGAGCGUGCCUUACGGCUAGUCCUCAGUUCCAAAAUCAAUAGCCGCUCACAAACCAUCUUUGGGACAGGUGAUAUGCUGAAGGCCGUCACCAUGACUGCAAACAGUGGCUUUGUUAGGGCUGCCGCAAACCAAGGAGUCAAGUUCAGCGUGUUCAUUCAUCAGCCGAGGGCGCUGACAGAAAGCAAAGAAUCUUCUGCCACGCCUUUACCCGAGCACUGA
Molecule: messenger RNA, 1248 nt
Organism: Euleptes europaea (tarantolino)
Lineage: Eukaryota; Metazoa; Chordata; Lepidosauria; Squamata; Sphaerodactylidae
Gene: C11H7orf25
Product: chromosome 11 C7orf25 homolog
Exons: 1
Coding region: 1-1248 (415 amino acids)
Source: RefSeq, a predicted model, not a curated record